This is a messenger RNA of Melospiza georgiana, 525 nucleotides long. RefSeq names its product InaF motif containing 2 (gene INAFM2). The record is from RefSeq and is a predicted model, not a curated record. The transcript has a single exon. Lineage: Eukaryota; Metazoa; Chordata; Aves; Passeriformes; Passerellidae. The coding region runs from base 139 to 525 and encodes 128 amino acids.
CCCGGCGGGGCAGCGCGGGCAGCGGCACCGGUGGCAGCACGGGUGGUACCGGCAUGUCCUGAGCGGCGGCGGCGGCCGAUCCGGGCCGGAGCCAGCACGGAGGGCUCGGUGGAGCAGCGGGCCAAGGGCCGGGCCCCCAUGAAGGAGAAGGAGGCGGGCGCGGAGCGGGGCAAGCCCGCCACUUACACCGGGGACAAGAAGGCGCGCAUGGCGGCCAAGACCAACAAGAAGUGGGUGCGCCUGGCCACCGUGCUGGCCUACGUGCUCUCCGUCUCGCUGGCCGCCAUCGUGCUCGCCGUCUACUACAGCCUCAUCUGGCAGCCGGUGCGCGGCAGCGGCGGCUCCUCCAGCCCCGGCCCCGGCGCCGCCGCCACCCCUGCGCAGCUCCGCGCCGCGCCCGCCGGACCUACGGCGGGGCCUCCGCCCGCGCCGCCGCGCACCGGCCCCGGCCCCGCCGCCACCGCCCCGCCGGCCGCGUCCCCCUCGCCCGCGGCCGGGAGCGGGCCGGGCGCCGGCAGCCCCUGA